Clunio marinus is the source of this 822-nucleotide messenger RNA. The record is from the annotation of a GenBank genome assembly. Lineage: Eukaryota; Metazoa; Arthropoda; Insecta; Diptera; Chironomidae.
AUGAACGCUUCAACACCUCAACAUAAUUGCAUCAUCUCUCAUGAAAAUUUAAUAAACUUUUGUGCCGCAUUUUAUAUGAGAAUCACUGCUAUUGAUAGGAUGAAUUUAGUUAAUUUAGGAGAAUUAAACUAUCGAAUCAAUAAUAGGAUUCUUGAUAUUGAUACUGAGGUUUCUCCAGAUGUUUUCGGAUUGUUUAAAUAUGAAGAAUUAAGCCUGCGAAAAAGAAUAAAAGAACUUACUAAUUAUGUUUCCGAUAAUCAAAAUAUAUUUCACAUUAUAAUAUUAAAUGAGACUCGUCUAAGAAAACAUGAAAUAGACAAUGACAAUUUCAACUUACCUGGCUAUAUAUCGCAUCAUUCAACUAGAGAAAAGGAAGGCGGUGGUGUUUCAAUUUUUGUGCUUAAAAGUUUUUCUCAAACAAAUGAAAUCUCCAAUUUUGAGUUUGAAAAUAGUAACUUUCUUAUUGUCAAUCUAGUAAAAUAUAACUUGAAAAUUGGAGGAUUUUAUAAACCACCAAAUUCAAAUGUUGAAAAUUUCCUUUCGAGACUAGAUCUUGUUGAAUCAAACGGAUACAAGAUAUUAAACAGUCUUGCGCAUGACAUGUUCACAAGACAAGACCCUGUUUGGAGAACAAGAUCAUGCAUAGAUCAUAUAUUUACAGACACAUUCUCACAUCAUGAUAAAAUUAUUAAAGAAAAACUUCUUUUAAAUUCUCCAACGGAUUCUUUUAAUAGUUUCUUGGAUUAUUUUCAAAAAAUCGUUUCAGAUCAUACAAUUAAUAAAUCAAUGAAAGAACGAUUUCAUCAUCAUCAUCAUCAGUAA